Messenger RNA from Tuber melanosporum (Perigord truffle), 594 nucleotides. RefSeq lists its product as uncharacterized. Lineage: Eukaryota; Fungi; Ascomycota; Pezizomycetes; Pezizales; Tuberaceae. The transcript has a single exon. The record is from RefSeq and is a predicted model, not a curated record. Bases 46 to 345 code for a protein of 99 amino acids.
UAGCCCAAGUACUAAACCCCGGGCGCAUCCUCGCCAUGUUGUUCUAUGUAUUAUAAGGUUUCCUUCUAUCCGUCACAACAUAGUUUUGUGAUGGUACUUCUGGCGAUUGGCGUACCGUCCUACUCUUCUUCCCCCUUUUCUUUUUCUUUUUGUAGCUUCCCAUGUAUCUUUUUCCUUGUUUCCUUUUCUAUUUUACUUAAAAGAUACACGGAUUGUUUUUUCCUUCAGCGGGUUCUGCUUCUUUUGUACAGGCAGCUUGGGUUCUCUUCCAUCCUUUCCAUCUGUCUAUCUUUUCUUUCGAGGUUUACUUUUUUUCAUUCUUCCCACCUCUUUCUGGGUAGGUAGUACUUGGGUUGGCGAGAGUCAACGCUUUUUUGCAUUGCGAGGGUUUGUAUUUUUGUACUUGUACUUUUUUAAGUGGCAUAUGUAUGUACUCUGCUUGCUCCUUGCGUCGCUAGGGGAGGGGAGCCUUCACUCAUGCAUGGCUAGUACGGGUAAUUCGGAACUUUUGUUGCCUGGAUUAAGAAAAUAGGUAGCAAUUGUUUAAAGCCCAUAAUUGAUUCGUCGAAAAUCGAUCCUGCGGGUUGAAUAUCA